Molecule: messenger RNA, 1124 nt
Organism: Poecilia latipinna (sailfin molly)
Lineage: Eukaryota; Metazoa; Chordata; Actinopteri; Cyprinodontiformes; Poeciliidae
Product: aminoacyl tRNA synthase complex-interacting multifunctional protein 1-like
Exons: 5
Coding region: 109-909 (266 amino acids)
Molecular function (GO): tRNA binding
Source: RefSeq, a predicted model, not a curated record
UGGCCACAGACGGUGCUGAUGGAGGCAGACAGCUGACAGAAGGCGGACCGGAGGAGAAAACCGCUCCGCUCCACGCGCGUUCUGCAGCGGAACCAGCCGAGCGUCAACAUGGACAACAUGGACAACCUGUUCAACCCCAGCCUGGCAGAGGCUCUGAAGAAACUGGACCCGGAUGAUGGAGAGCAGAUCAUGGAGUACUUUAAAACCCACGCGCUGCUGAGCAGAGAAAAAGCCUUGCUGCAGGCGUCCGUCAGAGAGCAGAAGAAGCUGCUGGUUGAAAACGCCAAACUGAAAAAGGACAUCGACCAGCUGAGGGGUCAGCUGCAGGACAAGCAGAAGAGACGCACCGCCAAAGCGUUGUUCUCUCAGGCUGCGCCCCCUCAGAGUGUAAGCCCCGCCCACUCCAACCCUGACCCCGCCUCCCCUGCAGGAGCAACAGCUGCUGUUCCUCCAAACUGUCCUCCUCCCUCCGUUUCCUCUGGCGAGAGCAGAGACCGACCAGGCAGGCGGAGGAGAGGAGAGAGGAAAGCUCGUCCGGCCUCAGACCCGCUCCCUUUGGGGGCGGAGUCUCGCAUCGACGCGUCACGUCUGGAUCUGCGUGUCGGAAGAAUCCUGAGCGUCCGGCGCCACCCGCUGGCGGAAGCCAUGAGUGUUCAGGAAGUGGAUGUGGGAGAAAACGCGCCGCGGACCGUCGUUAGCAAACUGGGAGGACUGCAAGAUCUGGACCAGGUUAACGCUAAGAAACCCAGGAAACAACAUUAUUAUAUUAGGUGUUUUGAACGAAAACUGACUUUAUUGUGUCACUAUUUUAGCUUAAUUUUCCAAAUUAUGAAGUUAAAAGUUUUCAUAACAAAAUGUGACUUUUUUUCAAACCCUUUUCAGUAUGCCUUCAAAUAUUUCUGUGUAUAAAAUAUCAUUUUGAUUUGGAAGGAUAUUCAAAAAUUAACCUAAACUAUCAAAAUAAUAGGAAAUUACACUCAAUUCUUUUACUUUGCGCUAUAUUUGUUUUUAUUAUAAUGCAAAUGUAAAAGAUGAACAUUUCAUGUGAAUGAUUAGAUUUUAUAGGUGUAUUUUUAAGCAGUGAAAUGAAAUAUUUAUUUAAAAUGUAUGCUGUCAAGUUUCCA